Molecule: messenger RNA, 1391 nt
Organism: Mytilinidion resinicola
Lineage: Eukaryota; Fungi; Ascomycota; Dothideomycetes; Mytilinidiales; Mytilinidiaceae
Exons: 1
Coding region: 9-1391 (460 amino acids)
Source: RefSeq, a predicted model, not a curated record
CUGCUAAUAUGCCUCCCCAGGUCAAAACUUCAACAUCCACGAAAGCGUUGUCGUCUUCGGUUUCGAGCUCCAGUUCAAGCAAAACAUCGUCAUCUACAUCGCCAUCAUCAAGCUCCUCCAAGACUAGCUCCGUCGUUGUGACUCCAUCGUCUACGUCCCAUUCUUCCAGCGCGAGCUCCUCAAGUAGCACAAGCAGCUCCGCUGUUGUGAGCUCCUCAUCAUCUACGUUUCAUUCUUCCAGCGCCACCUCGUCAAGCAGCAUAAGCAGCUUCGCCGUUGUGACUUCCUCAUCGUCCACGUCUCACUCUUCCAGCUCGAGUUCGUCAAGCAGCACAAGCAGUUCCACUGCUGUAACUUCCUCGUCGUCCACGUCUCAUUCAUCUAACGCGGUAUCGUCAAGCAGCACAAGCAGUUCCGCCGCUGUGACCUCCUCGUCGUCCACGUCUCAUUCUUCUAGCGUGGUUUCGCCAACCAGCGCAAGCAGCACGCUAUCAAUCAGCUUGUCCUCCACUUCCGUGUCCUCUUCUACAACGACAUCAGCGUGCGCUAUCCAGACGAAUUGGGUGGACUAUCCCAAUACCGACUACUGGGGAACCGACGACCCAAGCAGCCCACAGGUCAUCAGUACCCUGGCUGAAUGUAAGGCAGCAUGUGAAGCCUUAAAAAUCUGUGUUGCCGUUUCUUGGCUCCCAUCGACGAAUGGAGGCCCCAGCUUCUGCUAUCUCAAAGACAGCGUUACGAAUGAGGUUGCUGAUACUUCAGCUGGCCAGAUCGGAGCUAAGAAGGUGGUGACUUCUUGCCCUGUAUCAGCUAUCAGCUCUUCAUCGUCGUCCCUAGUCCCAACCGUCACUUCUACGAGCUCUGCUACUCCAUUACCAACCACUGGGUGCAUCUCAACCACUGGAGGCAAUUGGAUGAUCACUCCGGACACGGACUAUUGGGGAACAGACGACACGAGUAGCCCACAACAGGUCACCACCUUUGAUGGGUGUAUUGCCACGUGUAACAGCCUCCCUAACUGUGUUGCCGUUUCUUACCUACCAUCAACCAACGGAGGAGCCAGUUUCUGUUAUCUUAAAGACAGCGUUACGAACACGGUUCCGGAAACCGGAGUCGGCCAGAUUGGAGCAAAGAAGGUCACAUCUUGCCCCGGACAGUCGAGCUCUUUCUCUUCCGUGGUCUCGACAACCAUCUCCUCUUCUUUCACGACUUCUACAAUGGCGAUUACGACAACUUCUCCCACACGCACUAUAUCGGUGGCCCCGCAUACGUCCGACGACAUAAGGAGUGCUUGCGAGUGCUUGGGACUUGAGCCUACAACGGGCAGUACCACGGUAACGGAGACAUCGACUGUUUACACAAGUGCUGCUGCUGUAACCACACCUGCCUGA